AUGUCUACGGUUACAUUGUGCUGCAUGCGCAACCUUCUCGCCGCUUGCCGCGCGACGAAGACGGCGUAUAUCUCAGGUCACCUGCGAAAGUACACGUGCCCACAACUGUACAGAACAUUUUCCACCAGACCCACGGUCGCGUGUGAUCGGAAGUUUACCGUGGAACAACUGCGGUCGAAGUAUAAAAGUUCAGAGCCAAUCACUGCUAUCACUGCAUACGAUUAUCCGAGUGCGAAACAGGUUGACGUUGCUGGGAUUGACAUCGCAUUGGUCGGUGAUUCUGCCGCCAUGGUCGUGCAUGGUCAUGAUACAACACUGCCAAUCACACUUGAUGACAUGAUAACGCACGCAAGGUCAGUAAAAAGAGCAGUUCGCCGUGCGAUGAUUGUUGGUGAUCUGCCGUUUGGUACGUACGAAGAAAGUCCAACUCGUGCUGUAUGUUCUGCACUGAGGAUGAUCAAAGAUGGCGGCGCUGACGCAGUGAAGUUAGAAGGCGCAAUCGAACCGAGGCUGAGUGCCAUACGAUCAAUCAAGGCCGCUGGCAUUCCAGUCAUGGGGCACAUAGGCCUAACCCCUCAGUCUAUAAAUGCGCUUGGUGGUUUCAAACCACAAGGUAGAAACGCAGAUGGUGCUUUGAACUUAGUGGAGAACGCGAUGCGUCUAGAAGAAGCCGGGUGUUUCGCUGUAGUGGUAGAGUGUGUUCCAGAGGUGGUUACAUUGGCUAUCAGGGGGGCUAUUGACAUUCCAAUCAUAGGAAUUGGUGCUGGUCGACAUGCCGACGGUCAGAUUCUCGUCUAUCACGACAUACUUGGACUGACCGUACACCCUCACCAUGCUAAAGUUUCUCCGAGAUUUUGCAAACAAUAUGCUCAGCUCGGAGAUGAUGCAAUCGUCGCCUUGGAGACUUUCAAGCAUGAAGUUGUCAGUAACGUCUUUCCUGGUGCUCAGUUUUGCCCCUACGUUAUGGGUGGUGAUGAACUGAACAAUUUUGUGACUGGACUGCAGAAACUUGGUCUCAAAACUGCGGCCGAGGACGCGAAAGAUUACCUGUAG
Messenger RNA from Ostreococcus tauri, 1053 nucleotides. RefSeq names its product Ketopantoate hydroxymethyltransferase. Gene Ontology annotation, biological process: pantothenate biosynthetic process. Gene Ontology annotation, molecular function: magnesium ion binding; 3-methyl-2-oxobutanoate hydroxymethyltransferase activity. Gene Ontology annotation, cellular component: mitochondrion. Lineage: Eukaryota; Viridiplantae; Chlorophyta; Mamiellophyceae; Mamiellales; Bathycoccaceae. Bases 1 to 1053 code for a protein of 350 amino acids. The transcript is spliced from 2 exons. The record is from RefSeq and is a predicted model, not a curated record.